Molecule: messenger RNA, 1014 nt
Organism: Aspergillus viridinutans
Lineage: Eukaryota; Fungi; Ascomycota; Eurotiomycetes; Eurotiales; Aspergillaceae
Product: aromatic alcohol reductase
Exons: 2
Coding region: 1-1014 (337 amino acids)
Molecular function (GO): oxidoreductase activity
Source: RefSeq, a predicted model, not a curated record
AUGCCUGAUUACGCCAAGAACCAGCCCGCCAGCUUCAAAAACGCCAUUGAGAGAGUCGCCAUUGUCGGCGCCGGAGGCACUGUUGGAUCAAACAUCGUCGCCGCUCUGCUUAAAACUGGGAAACACACAGUUACGGCCCUCACCCGCAAAGAUAGCAGCAACAAACUCCCCGAGGGCGUCGUAGCCGCCCCAGUCGACUACGAUGACGAGGCCACCAUUGUUGCCGCCCUCAAGGGCCAGCAAUUCCUUAUCAUCACCAUGGCCCCUACUGCUCCCCGCGACACCCACAGCAAGCUCGUCCAGGCGGCCGCUAAGGCUGGUGUUCCCUACAUCAUGCCCAACGGGUACGGCGGCGACAUUGACCACAUUAAACUCGGCCAGGACACGCUGCUGGGGCCCAUGGCCAAGGCCAACAGGGACGAGAUCGAGAGGCUCGGCAUGCAGUGGAUCACGGUGUGCUGUGGGUUUUGGUACGAUUACAGCUUGGCCGGCGGGGAGGCGCGCUUCGGGUUCGACUUUGACAAGCGUUCUCUGACCAUUUACGACGAUGGCAACACCAAGAACUCUACUUCGACGUUAUCGCAGGUUGGUCGCGCUGUGGCCAAGGUCCUGAGCCUGAACGUGCUGCCUGAGCACGAAAACGAUACGAGCCUUACUCUGUCGACGUUCCUCAACAAGGGCGUGUACAUCAAGGGCUUUGUCGUCAGCCAAAACGACAUGUUUGAGAGCGUCAAGCAUGUCACUGGUACCACUGAAGCUGACUGGACGAUAACUCACGAGGACACCAAGAAGCGAUACGAAGAGGGCCUGGCGCUAGUCAAGAGUGGUAACAUGGCCGGUUUCAGUAAGCUGCUCUACGCGAGGGCGUUUUACCCGGAUGAUCCGAGUGAAUUCUCGGCCAAGGCCGAGAAUGAGCUGCUUGGUUUGCCGGAGGAGAGCCUGGAUGAAGCUACCCAGGUUGGGAUAGAUCUGGUCAAGGAACUUGAGCGUCGUCCUGAGCGUAUGGCCUCAUAG